GAUAAAAGAUUCGAUGUAUAUGCAAAGGCAGAAGACUGUCCAGACCACCUUGAUGUGCGUUUAGGGUUUGACCUCUGCGUGCAGGAGCAAGACUUUCUACGCAAGAGGCAGAAGUAUGUCGCUCCUGUGCUGAAGAAGGUCCUCCAGCUGGAACAGGAUCUGCAAGACCAUGAGACCCCGGUGGUGGCCAUCAUGACCACGGGAGGAGGGAUGAGAUCUUUGACCGCACUGUACGGCAGUCUGCGGGGGCUCCAGAAACUCAGGGUCUUGGACUGUGCCGCAUACCUGACGGGCUUGUCUGGUACUACGUGGACCAUGUCAAACUUGUACAGAGAUGCUGACUGGUCACAAAAGGAUCUCGACAAGCAAAUCAGUGAGGCUCGAAAACAUAUGAUAAAAUGCAAAAUAAAUUCCCUUUCCUUGGAUUAUAUGAAGUAUUACAAAAAGCAGCUGUGUCAACGGAAAAGAGAGGGCCGCAAAACAUCUUUUAUAGAUCUCUGGGGGCUUAUCCUGGAAUCUUUGUUGCAUGAUGGGAAAGACAACCAUAAACUCUCCGAUCAGCAACGGGCCAUUGAUCGUGGUCAGAACCCAUUGCCUAUCUACACUGCAGUCAAUAUCAAAAACAACUACAGCACUCUGGAUUUCAAAGAAUGGGUGGAGUUCACUCCUUAUGAGGUGGGAUUGCAAAAAUACGGAGUUUUUGUUCGCACUGAGGAUUUUGGGAGUGAGUUCUUCAUGGGUCGGUUGAUGAAGAAGAUCCCUGAAUCCCGGAUCUGCUUCUUAGAAGGUGUGUGGAGUAGUUUAUUUUCAUUCAAUGUGUUAUAUAUCUGGAAUUUGUCCCAUUCAUCAGAAGAUUUCUGGCACAGGUGGACUCGGGACAAAAUCGACAAUAUAGAGGAGGAACCCCCCCUACCGCCGAAGCCACAUGAGCUGAAGACUCAUAUGUUCACCCCUCCCGGACCCCUCGGCAGUGUCCUUCGCAGCGUUCUCACCAACCGUCUCUGCAUUGCCCAGGAGCACAACUUCCUCAAGGGUCUCCAGAUGCAUAAUGAUUACCUGGAGAACAAGCGCUUCUGCAGGUGGAAAGAUACUGUGUUAGACACGGUGCCCAACCAGCUGACACCAUCAGAUGAAUUCCUGUCUCUGGUAGAUACAGGAUUUUUCAUCAAUACAAGCAUCAUGCCACUUUUAAAGCCAGAGAGAAAGGUGGACGUCAUCCUGCAUUUAAACUACAGUGCAGGAUCCCAGACACAGGCUCUGGAACAGACCUGCAAAUACUGCUCAGAGCAGGGAAUCCCUUUUCCCAGGGUGGACUUGAGUGAAGAAGACAGGAAAAACCCGAAGGAGUGUUACCUCUUUGAUGGCGCUGAGACUCCAGGAGCACCAGUACUGAUAUUUUUCCCGCUGAUUAAUGAUACUUUCCAAAAAUACAAAGCACCAGGCCAGAAGCGCUCAGAGUCAGAGAUGGAAGACGGCGAAGUAAAUCUCUAUGGCCACUGUUCACCGUAUUCAACAUAUUCACUCCAAUACACUGAGAAGGUAUUUGACCGACUGCUUCAUCUGGGUGAAUACAACAUCCUCAAUAACGAGGAACUCAUUAUGCAGGCCUUGCACACAGCAGUGGCACGGAAAAGGCAGAAAAGGAAAUAA
Pterocles gutturalis (yellow-throated sandgrouse) is the source of this 1650-nucleotide messenger RNA. Its product is annotated as cytosolic phospholipase A2 epsilon-like. Gene Ontology annotation, molecular function: calcium-dependent phospholipid binding; calcium ion binding. The annotation marks the transcript as partial. NCBI's taxonomy places the organism in Eukaryota, Metazoa, Chordata, Aves, Pterocliformes, Pteroclidae. Gene Ontology annotation, cellular component: cytosol. The transcript is spliced from 11 exons. The record is from RefSeq and is a predicted model, not a curated record. Gene Ontology annotation, biological process: glycerophospholipid catabolic process.